AUGUCACCAAAGUACAAAAAUGACUUGGCUAAGUGCUUUGCUGUUUUGAGAUUCGAUCAUAAUUGGAAAUCCGCAUGUGAAGAUUUCAGUACUUUUUGCAGAGUUUUAUCUGACUUGACAACAGAACUGACUAAAGCGGACGAUACCAUCCAUCCAAUAUCAACCGAAGGGGAUCAGGAUAAGUUAUACUGUUCUAUCGAAGCAUUUCUUAAUGCUUACG
Molecule: messenger RNA, 220 nt
Organism: Dicrocoelium dendriticum
Lineage: Eukaryota; Metazoa; Platyhelminthes; Trematoda; Plagiorchiida; Dicrocoeliidae
Source: the annotation of a GenBank genome assembly